AUGCCUGCGUUACCAAAGACAUACAACAGCAUCGACAAAUAUGCGAAAGAUAUCAUCGAAUUCAUUGAAACGCCCCUAGUCCGCCAGAUUACUGGGGGCAUUCACGUCAACGACUCACUCAUCUUUAAUGCUUGGGACGUCCUGCCUAGGGAAUGGACAUCCUGGUGGACAUCGUUUCCAGAUCAUCGCAUAGUCCAGCAAGACUUGAUAGACAGUAUUCAAGAGUCGGAUCCUCCAAUCACGGCAAAUGAAGAAAUAGAUAAAGUCCAACGACCUCCACCCCUCGCAGACCGGCCAGAGUCGCUGUCCAAGUGGCUCAAGAGCAUCCAGUCACUCGCCCUCCCGCGACAUCAGCGACCUGGCAAGGUCAUAACCCUCCCAGAAAUUCUAACAAAUCGCAUGAAGACCAAAAAGAUUGCAGAGGUCUCUACAGCCGCUGCAUACAUCCACGACGUCUGCCAAACCAAUAACAUAACCCACGUCAUUGACAUGGGCUCGGGCCAGGGGUACCUCUCAAUUUCCCUAGCCUACCUCUUCCCAGGACUACACGUGCUAGCCAUCGACGGCAGCGAGUCCCAGAUUGCAGCCUCAAAAGCCUGCGCAGGUAGUCUUGGCAUCCAUGAAAGCAGAAUCCAGCACAUGCAGCGCUACAUUGACGGCACGCCACCUUUGGCGGAUGAGAUAGCUGCCUGGGCCGGAGGGGAGAGGUGCAUGCUCGUCGGCCUCCACGCAUGUGGGAAUCUCUCUGAGCAUAUGCUACGGUACUUCUCCACUGUCCCAUUCAUUGUGCGUCUAGGUGUCGUUGGAUGCUGCUACAACCACAUCGUCCCGCGUUCUGCCACUUAUCCUGGGGGAUUUCCCAUCAGUACAAUGAUGCGAGAGAAAAACGUCUCCCUGAGUGCUACGGCGCUUAUGACGGGCUGCCAGGCACCGAAUAACUGGGAAAGGGCGGAUCCAAGCAAACAAGAGUCGGUGUACUCCAAAAGGCGCUUCUACCGAGCCUUGUUGGAGAAGAUCUUCCAUGAUAAAGGAAUAGAGCUCGAGAAGGAGGAAAGACCAACGUGGGGUGUGCUAAACGGAGAUAUGGCUAGCUUUGAUGCGUUUGCACGCAGAGCAAUUCGGUCCCUGGACGUUGACGAGAGCAAAAUCAGCGAUGAUGACCUGUUAGCUUAUGAGGAAAGGUAUCGGGGAUAUCAAGGCAAAGUGGCAAUUCUCUGGACCCUCAGUGUCAUUUGCUGCAAGGUUGUCGAGAGCGUAAUUGCUCUUGAUCGGUACUCGUUCCUUACAGAGAAUGGGGGGCACAAUGUUGAUAUUAUACCGAUGUUUGAUUAUAAAAUAUCACCACGAAAUUUAAUGCUUAUAGCUAAUAAGACAUAG
This is a messenger RNA of Fusarium pseudograminearum CS3096, 1377 nucleotides long. RefSeq lists its product as uncharacterized. The record is from RefSeq and is a predicted model, not a curated record. NCBI's taxonomy places the organism in Eukaryota, Fungi, Ascomycota, Sordariomycetes, Hypocreales, Nectriaceae. Bases 1 to 1377 code for a protein of 458 amino acids. The transcript has a single exon.